Molecule: messenger RNA, 728 nt
Organism: Nannospalax galili (Upper Galilee mountains blind mole rat)
Lineage: Eukaryota; Metazoa; Chordata; Mammalia; Rodentia; Spalacidae
Gene: Mrpl55
Product: mitochondrial ribosomal protein L55
Exons: 4
Coding region: 260-649 (129 amino acids)
Biological process (GO): translation
Cellular component (GO): mitochondrial large ribosomal subunit
Molecular function (GO): structural constituent of ribosome
Source: RefSeq, a predicted model, not a curated record
UCAUCACAGGGAGACGCGGCGCUGGCUGGUGACCGGGUCACGUUGCAGGACGGUAGUCUCAACAGUGACGGGUUUUCAGUGUGGCCUGCGGGGCCUGGCCUGUUUCCCACCUGCUCGGUGAAGUUCCGUACAGCCUGUCUGCGGGUUCCUCCAACGCUAAGGUGGCGGCCGCAAGGGUGCUGGCCCGCCGACGUGGAGUGGAAGGACUUAUACAAGGGCCAGUGACUGUCUUCACGUGCCACCAGGGCUCUAAGGAAAAAUGAUGACUGUGGGCAGCCUGCUUGGCCUGCUGAAGCACAGUGCUGUGAGGACAGCCUUCCCUGUGCCCUGCUACCUGCACAGGUCCUCCUGGAGAGCUGACAGCAACAGGGCCUCGCUCACUCGACUGCGCCGUCAGGCCUAUGCACGCCUCUACCCUGUGCUGUUGGUCAAGCAGGAUGGCUCCACUAUCCAUGUCAGAUACCGGGAGCCACGUCGAAUGCUACUGAUGCCCCUAGAUGUGGAUGCCCUGUCUCCAGAGGACCGCCGGGCCAUGUUACGAAAACGUGAGAUUCAGCUCCAACAGAAGAAGGAGGAAGAGCCAGAGAUGAUUGAUAGUGAUUUUGAUACUGAACAUUACAAACAGUUUUGGAUCAAGACCAAGAAGUAACUGGCUUGUGGCUGCCAUAGGGACAUUUUGUAAGGACAAAAGGGUAUAUGUCUGUAAACCGCACAUUCGUGAAGCCAUG